This is a messenger RNA of Myxocyprinus asiaticus (Chinese sucker), 4095 nucleotides long. Its product is annotated as excitatory amino acid transporter 1-like. Gene Ontology annotation, molecular function: glutamate:sodium symporter activity; L-glutamate transmembrane transporter activity; neutral L-amino acid transmembrane transporter activity. Bases 192 to 1805 code for a protein of 537 amino acids. Gene Ontology annotation, cellular component: plasma membrane. The record is from RefSeq and is a predicted model, not a curated record. Gene Ontology annotation, biological process: L-aspartate import across plasma membrane; D-aspartate import across plasma membrane; L-glutamate import across plasma membrane. NCBI's taxonomy places the organism in Eukaryota, Metazoa, Chordata, Actinopteri, Cypriniformes, Catostomidae. The transcript is spliced from 10 exons.
GAGUACCAGGAGCUUCUUACUGGUGAAAGAUCAUUAAAUCCCCACCACAGAGUGGCUCACUCAAGGCAUCUCUCAGCAUAAGGGCUCACUGGAAGUAGAUCAUUCUGUGUGCGCCUGUGGCUGGAGUCUCAUUUGGGUCACCGGUUCAACCCAGCUAGCUUGAUCUCAGUGUGUUGAGUGACACUGCCAGCAUGACCAAAAGCAGUGGGGAGAAGCCACGGUCCCGCAGCCGCGUGCAACAGUUUCGAGAGAGAAUUCACCUGCGUUCCCUUAAGGCAAAGAAGAAAGUGGAAGAUAUCACUAAAGAUGACGUGAAGUCCUUUUUGAAGAGAAAUGCUUUUGUGCUGUUCACCGUUGGAGCUGUGGUCAUUGGUAUCAUGCUGGGGUUUGCCUUGAGGCCAUACAAGAUGUCAUACAGAGAAGUGAAGUAUUUCUCCUUUCCUGGAGAACUAUUGAUGCGAAUGCUGCAGAUGUUAGUGCUCCCCCUACUGAUAUCCAGUUUGAUUACAGGCAUGGCAGCAUUGGACAGUCGUGCCUCUGGAAAGAUGGGCAUGCGUGCAGUCAUAUACUACAUGACCACUACUUUUAUCGCUGUGUUUAUUGGCAUCAUCAUGGUUCUCAUUAUCCACCCGGGCAAAGGCUCAAAGGAUGAAUUCGCCAAACAGCAAAAGAUCGAGCAGGUCAGCCCUGCGGAUGCCUUCCUGGACCUCAUCAGAAACAUGUUUCCACCUAAUCUGGUCCAAGCUUGCACACAACAGUUCAAGACUCAAUAUGGCAAGAGAAUCAUUCAUGUGAAGAUGAUAGUGAAUGAUUCUAUAUUUAACCUAACUAACACCACCCAGGAGGUCACCCAAGAGGAGGUAAUUCCUCUCUCUGGCUCCACCAGUGGGGUUAAUGCCCUCGGGCUGGUGGUGUUUUCAAUGUGCUUCGGCUUGAUAGUUGGGAACAUGAAGGAACAGGGACAGGCUCUCAGAGACUUCUUCAACUCACUCAAUGAGGCCAUCAUGAGACUUGUCGCUAUUAUUAUGUGGUAUGCACCAAUUGGAAUACUCUUUCUGAUUGCUGGAAAAAUCGUGGAGAUGGACGACAUCACUGAGAUGGGUGGUCAGCUGGGCAUGUACACUGUCACAGUGAUAAUUGGCCUCAUGAUACAUGGGAUGAUCGUUCUACCAACUUUGUACUUUGUCAUCACACGGAAGAACCCCUUCAUGUUCAUCACGGGUUUACUGCAGGCCCUCAUCACAGCUCUCGGAACAUCUUCCAGCUCAGCCACUCUUCCAGUUACCUUCAGAUGUUUGGAAGAGAAUAACAAUGUUGACAAACGUGUGACUCGAUUUGUGCUGCCUGUUGGAGCUACGAUCAACAUGGAUGGAACAGCACUAUAUGAAGCCCUGGCAGCCAUCUUUAUCGCCCAGGUUAACAACAUGGACAUGAACUUCGGGCAGAUCAUAACCAUUAGUAUUACAGCCACUGCUGCAAGUAUUGGGGCGGCCGGAAUCCCCCAGGCUGGGCUGGUCACCAUGGUGAUUGUACUGACCUCUGUCGGACUGCCAACUGAUGACAUCACCCUCAUCAUUGCAGUUGAUUGGUUCCUGGAUAGACUGCGUACAACAACAAAUGUGCUGGGAGAUUCAAUAGGAGCUGGAAUUAUUGAGUUCCUGUCCAAAGAUGAGCUUCAAAGCGGUGAUUUGGAGUUGGGAAGCUGUGUGCUAGAGGAGAAUGAAGUGAAGAAACCCUAUCAGAAGAUUUCUCAGGAGAACGAAUAUGAGAAUGAGAAACCACCAGACAGCGAAACCAAGAUGUAGAGGAGGCAUGUUCAAUGCCCAACCAAGGAUUUUUUUUGUGUGUUUGUGAAUGUGCAGUGGCCCCAAAAGGUAUCUAGACACUAAAGCCAUAUUUACAAAUCUAUGAAUGUCUGCAUUAUAUAACAAAAUUUCAAACAAAGUGGCAUUUAUUUGAAAUAAAUAUAGCACAAGCACACUUUUCAAGCAAAAUAUUACACAAAAAGUAGUUUGUUAGGUUUUAAAUGAUAAAAAAAAUAAAUAAAAAAAAAAAUGACAGAGUGUGCAUAAAUAAGACAAAAUAAUUGGACACUUUCUGGUUGUCAAACAUUGUGGAACAUGUCCAUAGAUAAUGUGAUGAACUAUGUCUGUGGUUACUCUGCUAAGAUGUCUGUGUGAACUUAAAGAGUUAGAGGUACUUCAGCCAAUGAUUUUAAAUUCUCUCAUUAUUUACUCACCCUCAUGCCAUCCCAGAUGUGUAUGAUUUUCUUCUGUUGAACACAAACAAAGAUUUUUAGAAGAAUAUUUCAGCUCUUUAGGUCCUUACAGUGAAAGGGAAUGGGUACCAAAAUGUUUAAGCUCCAAAAGGUCAUAAAGGCUGCAUUGAAGUAUCCAUAAGACUCCAGUGGUUAAAUCUAUACCUUCAGUAGAGAUAUAAGUGUGGGUAAGAAACAGAUUAAUAUUUACGCCCAUUUUUACUACCACUCGACUGUCACCUUUACUUUCCAUUUCACAUGGUUCUUCUUUUGUUUUUGCCGAUUCACAUUAGUCAUGUAUAUUGCCACCUACUGGGCAGGGAGGAGAAUUUAUUGUAAAAACAGACUUAAAUAUUGAUCUGUUUUUCACCCACACUUAUCAUAUCACUUCAGAAGAUAUAGAUUUAACCACUGGAGUCUUAUGGAUUAUUUUUAUGCUUUAUGUGCUUCAGAAUUUUGGUACCCAUUCACUUGCAUUGUAUGGACCUACAGAGCUGAGAUAUUCUUCUACAAAAUCUUCAUUUGUGUUCUGCAGAAGAAAGAAAGUCAUACACAUCUGGGAUGACAUGAGGGUGAGGAAAGGAUGAGACAAUUUGUCCCUUUAAGGGAAUACUAUUACUAUUAACUUCAUACAUCCACCAAAAAUCCACUUGACACCAGUUGGUUAAAAAAGGAAAAUGGCUAAGAAAGGUGAAGUUAGUUCUGAGAGCACGUCUAGCAUCAUUUGUUUGCAAAUACCACUUGUUUUGAUAUUUUGUUAUCUCAUGCAAUGAAAAUUCAGACAUUGUUAAGUGUAACUUAAGUAUCUAAAAGUGUCCAAAUACUUUUUGGGGCCUCUGUGUUGGCUUUGUUCAUUUUUUUUUUUUUUCCCUAGCCUUCUUUUGUCCUUUUAUGGUAAUUUUGUUAAUGUGCUUUGGAUGUCUCCAGGUCAUGCCAAUUGUUAAUUGGAUUUGGCAGGAGAGUUUUGCCUUUAUAAAAAUAUAUAAUAACGCAUGUUCUUUUUUGCAUUGCUUUCAUUGUUUUAAUAAUUAGUAGAAAUGUGAAUCAAUGUACCGUCAAGAGGGCAUUGAAAUUAAUAAUCGACUCAAUGUGUUACACAAGCUACAGAGUUACAAUAAUAAUAUCAGGAUUCAAACCUUGAGGGUUUGAAGAAGUUCAACAGGGUCAUGUAUGUAAAUUGGACUGAUUUUAAGCAGAGAUGAAUGUCAAUGCUUUUCUCACAGUAAAUUAUUCACCUGAUGAGCAAGCAUAAGUUCUGCGCUUGGUGUUUAAUAUGGGCAGGAUUCCAUGAUUCAAAACAUUUGGGCUCUGUAUUUUACAUAAUCAUCUAUAAAUAGAGUAUGUGAAGACUCUUUCAUAUAUAUAUAUAUAUAUAUAUAUAUAUAUAUAUAUAUAUAUAUAUAUAUAUAUAUAUAUAUAUUGUAUUUGAGCAACUAUUUCAGCACAUUCAAUGACCCUCUUGUUGCCAUUUGCUAAAAUUAAUAAUAAAUAGAAAUAUUACUUAGCUGCUACUGAUUAUUAAUUGUAGAUAAAGGGGCUGAGUGUUAUUUCAAGUCCCGUGAUUGUGAUGACAUACAAAAUUGAGUCAUUUUGAAAACCGUAUAUCUUUUUAAAACAUAAAUGCUAUAGACACAAGUAUUAUACCUUCUCAACAGGAAACUGUGAUGUUUGUUUGCCUUUUUUUUUAAAUGCUUACAUUUGUUUUUGAGAUUGCUGAAUAUUUCCUAUCAAGAGUGUAAAGAACAAAAUUGGUGAUUAGAAAUUAUAUAGAAGAUAAAGAUUAUAAGGAUUGUGUGUAUGUUAAAUAUAGUUUUAAAUAAAAUGGAAAAUGGACAUUA